This is a messenger RNA of Sabethes cyaneus, 3831 nucleotides long. It is a transcript of the gene Pld, whose product is annotated as phospholipase D2. NCBI's taxonomy places the organism in Eukaryota, Metazoa, Arthropoda, Insecta, Diptera, Culicidae. The record is from RefSeq and is a predicted model, not a curated record. Gene Ontology annotation, molecular function: phosphatidylinositol binding; D-type glycerophospholipase activity. The transcript is spliced from 10 exons. Gene Ontology annotation, biological process: intracellular signal transduction; phosphatidic acid biosynthetic process; cell motility. Bases 143 to 3709 code for a protein of 1188 amino acids.
UGUUUUAUGUUGGCUCGAGUUGGAUCGUCAGUGACCUCGUCGUGCAUAUGUAGUGUGUAGAGCAGUGUUAUUUUUUAUUUUAUACAUUUAUAAUUACUUGGGCUCUUGCCGAUUGCCGAUUGAAGAGUUCGAAUUGUAUGAAAUGUCGCUUGCAGAUGUCGGAUCGUCGAAUCCGGCAAUAAACUGUGAGGACAACGGCACAGUCAGCACAGCACCGGUCGACGAUAUAGACCUAACCUUCGACAGCAGUUUGGCCUGCUACUCGUUGGCCGACGAGUACGAUGAGAAUCUCGGCUUUUCCGACUCGAUCACCAUCGUAUCGAUGGGUGGCGAGGGUCCCGUUCUGGUACAGCGAAAAGACGGAGAUGUCGAUAGUGUCACGACGGAAUCGGAAAUUCCGUACUCAAGCGUACAUAGCCCACCGGUUAAAUUUAAUUCCAUGCACAGGAACAUCUUCGUCCCCGGUCUGGAAAUCAACGUUGAGAUUAUAGACUACGAGCGCAGCUUGACGGCGCAUAUUCUAAAUCCAAAUCUAUACACAAUCAAAUUCACACAUGGUCAGUUCACGUGGACAAUCAAAAAACGGUAUAAUCACUUUCGGAAUCUGCACCAACAGUUGACCACAUUUCGAACGUCACUCAACAUCCCCUUCCCCACCAAGAGCCACCGGGAACGACGGACCAGUUUUCGGAAUAUGCACAAUGUGCACCAGAGCACAGCUUCGCCAACGAUGAAAAUGAAGCUAGAGAAACCCAACAAAAAACGAAAACGUGGUGCUCUGCCAAGAUUCCCACUGAAACCCGACUCUCUAGUAUCGUUCGAUGCAAUUCCCGAACGCAAGAAGCAGCUUGAGGAAUAUUUGUACAACCUCCUGAACAUUUCUCUUUAUCGGAACCACCAGGACACGAUAAAUUUCCUCGAAGUAUCGCACAUUUCCUUCAUCGCUGCACUUGGUGAGAAAGGCAAGGAAUGUCUGGUAAAGAAACGCACAGGAUCGACCCGUGCUGGACAAGCCGGAUUCAAUUGCUGCGGUUGUCUGACAGCCGGUUGCUGCAUCCGGUGUAGCUACUUUUGUUCGGAUGUUGUUUGGAGUAAGUGGCGCAACAGAUGGUUUUUCGUGAAGGAAACCUGUUUCGGGUACUUCCGGCCGAAGGACGGUGUGCUACGAUGUGUGGUACUCUUUGACCACGGGUUCGAUAUAUCUUCGGGUAUGUAUAGUACGGGCAUGCGCAAUGGUUUGCAGAUUGCGACCAACAGCCGUUACCUGGUUAUCAAGCAUCCUACUCGUCGGACGGCUAAGGAAUGGAUGUCCUUUAUGAAACGGGUUGCAAACGAGACGGCACGUGACUUUACCAUGCCGAAUCCGCACCAGUCCUUUGCACCGAGUCGUCCCGGAAUGCAAGCCGGAUGGUUUGUGGACGGCGCUAGCUAUAUGAGCGCUGUUGCAGAUGCCCUGGAGGGAGCGACAGAGGAGAUUUUUAUCACGGACUGGAUGCUAAGUCCGGAGAUUCAUAUGAAGCGACCAGCCCUCGACGGGGAUUAUUGGAGGUUGGACAAAAUUCUCAAGCGAAAAGCGGAACAAGGAAUCAAAAUAUUCGUGCUGCUAUUCAAAGAGCUUGACUUUGCUCUUGGGAUUAAUAGUUACUAUAGCAAGCAGAAACUGGUGGAGCAACAUGAGAAUAUUAAGGUGCUCCGACAUCCGGACCAUGCUCGGGCCGGUAUCCUUUUCUGGGCACACCACGAAAAGUUGGUGAUAAUCGAUCAAACGUACGCAUUUGUCGGUGGGAUCGAUCUGUGCUAUGGCCGAUGGGAUGACUACAAACAUCGACUAACCGAUUUGGGGAGCAUUUCCAGUAGCAACUGCAGUUCGGUCAAUAAUACCACGAUGCGAAAACCAUCCACGGUCGUAGAACUGGACGGAGGAGGCGCGGUAUCGAAUCUGAUGAGAGCAUCGAAAAAUAUUGCGGAAGCAACGGCACUGGAUACGGUCGACAGGGGAUUGCCGGUGCUGGAGCCAGGGGAAAAGUUGCUCGUCGCGGCCGCACAAAAGUUGAGCCAAUCACCACCACAGAAAAAUGAAACCGAGGGGAUACCGGAAAACAUAAAGAAGGAUACACCCGAAAUGGAACGAAAGAAUAUCAUGGGAAAGAUUAAGGACAUGGGAAGAGAUCUGAAGAAUAGAAUUAUCUUAUCUGAUAGUGAAGGAGAGCAACCCGGGAAAAGCAGUUCUAGCAGCCCCGGCUACUUAUCCGACGAAGAGAGUAGGAAAAAGAGCAAUUUGGAAAAGGAAGAAGCUGUGCCAACUAAUGAAGUGCCUCCUAGCGAAGUAACAAGUCCAGUUCCGUUCAAAAGUAAAAUCGUGUUUGAACUGGAUGGACAAGCUAAACUCUGGAUCGGAAAAGAUUAUAUUAAUUUUAUCGUGAAGGAUUUCUCUAAUCUAGAUAUGCCUUAUGUAGAUCUCGUGGAUCGCUCAACCACCGUCCGUAUGCCAUGGCAUGAUGUAGCUACCGUUGUGCUCGGUCAAGCCGCCCGUGACGUCUCUCGCCAUUUCAUCGAACGAUGGAACGCAGUCAAACUGGAGAAAUGUCGAGAAAAUGUACAGUAUCCGUACCUGUUGCCGAAAAGCUAUAAUGAUAUUCGGAUAGACAGCCGGUUUCUGGAUGUCCCAUUACAGCACGUAACUUGCCAAGUAUUACGCAGUGCGUCUAGCUGGAAUUGUGGUUUCAUAGAGCAAGACUAUGUUGAACAAAGUAUCCAUGAAGCUUACGUGCAAACCAUUUCUAAAGCUCAACAUUACAUUUACAUUGAAAAUCAGUUCUUCAUCAGUUUGGAAUUUGGUAACCCGACCGUGAAAAACCAGAUUGCAGAGUACCUUUUCAAGCGCAUUAUGCGGGCUCAUCGGGAGAAAAAGAUCUUUCGAGUGUACGUGGUGAUGCCUUUACUUCCUGGCUUCGAGGGGGAUGUCGGCGGUGCUUCGGGAAUCUCGCUACGGGCCAUUACCCACUGGAACUAUGCAUCUAUUUGCCGGAGUAAAAGUGCGAUUCUAACUCGGUUGAGCGCAGCGGGUAUUAAGAAUCCUCUCGAGUACAUAUCGUUUCACAGCCUUCGAACGCAUUCAAUGUUGAAUGGUGUUCCGGUAACUGAACUUAUUUAUGUUCACUCAAAACUACUAAUUGCUGACGAUAAGGUGGUCAUCUGUGGAUCAGCUAACAUCAAUGAUCGAUCACUGCUUGGAAAAAGAGAUUCUGAGGUGUGCGUUAUGAUUACGGACGAAAGUUUCGAGGAGGGACGCAUGAACGGUGAAUCCUACCCCUGCGGUGUUUAUGCCGGAAAGUUACGCAAGUAUCUGUUUAAGGAACAUCUUGGUUUGUUGGAGACGCUUACCAAUCGAAGUCCCGUCGAUGUCACCGAUCCGGUGAUCGACUCCUUCUGGAAUGGUACAUGGCGAUGGACUUCGCGCAAAAAUACUCGUCUGUUUGACGAAAUCUUCCGAUGCAUUCCAUCGGAUAAUGUACAAUCGUUUGUAAUGCUGAAAAAGUUUCUCGAAGAGAAAAGCCUAGCUCAAACGGACCCGGAGGGAACGCAGAAAGCACUGCAGCGGAUCGAAGGCAAUCUGGUGGAUUUGCCGUUGAAAUUUUUGGGCAACGAGGUUCUAACGCCACCGGGAACCAGCCGGGAGGGCAUCAUGCCCACCUAUAUGUGGACGUGAGCGACUGUUGUUGAAAGUUUUGUAUUAUUUUAACGUUAACAAAGUGACACAGUUCUUGUGGGGGUAAACAGUAUCAAGUUUCAGGAAGCAUUCCAUGGGAGCAAUUUUAUUUUUUAGUUUUC